Messenger RNA from Phyllostomus hastatus (greater spear-nosed bat), 420 nucleotides. Its product is annotated as putative glycine-rich cell wall structural protein 1. Bases 1 to 420 code for a protein of 139 amino acids. Lineage: Eukaryota; Metazoa; Chordata; Mammalia; Chiroptera; Phyllostomidae. The transcript has a single exon. The record is from RefSeq and is a predicted model, not a curated record.
AUGGAAAAGGUAGUGGUGAUUGUGGUGAUAGUGGUGGUAGAGAUACAGGUGGAGGAGGUAGAUGUGGUGAUGGUGGAGGUCCAAGUUCUGAUAGGAGAUGAAAGUGGUGGCAUUGGUAGUGGUGGAGGUAAGGGACAUGAUAGAGGUGGUAGUAAUGGUAGUGGAUGUGUUAGAGUUGAUAGUGGUUGUGUUAAUAAUGGAGGUGAUGGAAAUGGUGGUGGUAAUGGAGGAGAUAGUAGUGGUGAUGAAGAUAGAAAUAGAGACAUGUAUGACCUUGGAGGUGGUAGAGGUGGUAGUGGUAGAGGUGGUGGAGGUGAUGAAGAUGAUGGUGGUAAUGGUGGAAGUAAAGUGGAGAUGGUGAUGCAAGAGGAGGUAGUAGAAUUUUUGAUGAUGAUAAAAAUGUUCUUUCCCAGCCUCUGA